AUGUCGACAACCAUGUCCUUCAGCAGAAUCCUUGCGCUGCCUCUGAGUGCUCGACUAGGUCGUCCCCUCUCAUACACACCUCAAUUUCGAACCAUCGUCAGCCCCCCCGCUCUGCGCGCAAUACACGAUCGAAGAAGGAUGCCAGUCAUCCCUAAUACUUCGAUCAAAAUCUUUCGGGAGAUUCCUGAACUUCGAAUAUGGCGUCGCAAACAAUUACUUGACCACCGGUCGGUUGGACUUGUGCCAACCAUGGGAGCUUUACACCAGGGUCACCUCUCCUUGGUUCGAUUGGCUGCUGCUGAAAACCAUGCAGUGGUCGUCAGUAUCUACGUCAAUCCUACUCAAUUCGGGGUACAUGAAGAUCUGGACACCUACCCAAAGACAUGGGCGAGCGAUUGCGAGCUGCUAAAAAAUCUGGACAAGGAACUUGCUGAAGAUGGGGCUAAUCUGGGCACAGUCGCGGCUGUCUUUGCACCAACAACGGAUGUCAUGUAUCCGAGUGGCAGACCAAGUCAGGAGGUUGACGGGAAGGGAAGCUUUGUCACAAUAACACCAGUAGGAGAACUGUUGGAGGGGACAAGUAGGCCUACGUUCUUCCGAGGGGUUGCUACAGUUUGCACGAAAUUGUUCAACAUUGUCAUGCCGGAAAAGGUUUACUUUGGCCAGAAAGAUGUACAACAAACGGUGGUGAUUAAGAAAAUGGUCAAGGACUUUUGUCACAACACGGAAGUGGUCAUUUUGGAAACGCAGAGAGACCAUGACGACUUGCCAUUGAGUUCAAGAAAUGUGUAUUUGGGCACGAGAAGACGAAAUAUCGCAUCAACAUUGUCGAAGGCUUUGCGGAUAGCCGAGAAAGCUUAUAUAAAGGGACGACGCUCAAGAGAUGAGCUCUUGGGGCCUGCCAAUGAAUUCAUAAGGUUGGUUCUUCAAGAACAGUUUCAGUUACCAGCCGGAGAACGUGUAAAAUUCGAUGUGAACUACAUCUCACUCGCGGAUCCCGAGACGAUGGAAGAGUUGGAAGAGAUCGAUGAGUCGAGAGGCGCAAUUCUCAGCGGGGCCAUCAAGAUGCUUCCAGUUGAGUCCCCACAGCCCGGAGAGGAUCUCGGUUCAUCUGGAGGACCAUCCGUACGAAUCUUGGAUAACAUUAUGUUGAAGCCUGUAACAUAG
Hymenoscyphus albidus is the source of this 1167-nucleotide messenger RNA. Lineage: Eukaryota; Fungi; Ascomycota; Leotiomycetes; Helotiales; Helotiaceae. The record is from the annotation of a GenBank genome assembly.